AGAGAAUUCAGGAUGGGUUCAUACCCUGCUUCCCAGGAUCUCACACCGAUUGCAGGAGCGUUGUAACACCCAGUUUGGCACAUGGCUGGAUGCCACAGAUCACCGCCUCUCCUCUCAAUCAGAAACACCACAUGAAAAAGGAAGCAUUUUGUCAACUUUCAUUGCACCCCUGAAGUAUUUGAAUCCUUCAGCAGCAAACAUGGAAAAUGAGGAGAAUUUAAAUAUAAGCAGUGCUGAAGUAAAGGAGAACCGUAACAUUGGCAAUUUAGAAGAUCAUUCAGUUACUUCUAAUGAAAGAUCAAGAGUAGCAGCUUCCAGGGUCAAAAGAAAAAGGCCUCUAGAAGAGGGCAACAGUGGACAUUUCUGCAAAUUUCAGCUCAUCUGCAAGAAGAUCUCAUGGUCUGUAACACCAAAGAAUGCCCUGGUUCAGCUGCAUGAACUUAAACCUGGCUUACAAUAUAAAAUGACUUCCCAAACAGGUCCUGUCCACGCUCCAGUAUUUGCAGUUGCUGUGGAGGUCAAUGGACAUACAUUUGAAGGCACUGGUCCAACAAAAAAGAAAGCUAAAAUGAGAGCCGCCGAACAAGCCCUCAAGUCAUUUGUGCAGUUUCCCAAUGCAUCUCAAGCUCACUUUGCCAUGGGAAAUUGUUUCAACCCUUCUACAGACUUUACGUCAGACCUGGAAGACUUUCCAGACACUCUGUUCAAGGAGUUUGAACCAUCUGCACACAAUAAGGAAUUCUCAGUCUGUAGCCCGGUUAAUAACGAAUGGCUUUCCAAGGCCUGCCGUCAAGGGAAGUUAUUCUACCACACGUUGGACUUCAUGGGCCACCCUAAACAAAACAAGCACAAGAUGGCGUCCACAGCCAAGAGUGAAAAGAACCCAGUGGUGUUGCUCAAUGAGCUGCGGUCAGGACUGAGGUACGUCUGCCUUUCGGAGACUGUGGAGAAGCAGCAUAUCAAGAGUUUUGUGAUGGCUGUGAGAGUGGAUGGGAGAACAUUUGAAGGCUCGGGACGUAGCAAGAAGCUGGCUAAAGGUCAAGCAGCACAGGCUGCGCUGCAGGCCCUCUUUAACAUUCGUCUGCCCAGUCACAUUCCCAGCAGGAGCAAAUGUAAUCAUUUGCCACAGGAAUUUGCUGAUUCCGUGUACCAAAUAAUUACAGAGAAAUUUCAGGAAGUGACGGAUAACUUUGCUGCCCUCCAUGCAUGUCACAGAUCUCUUGCAGGAAUUGUAAUGACUAGAGGUAUGGACAUUCAGCAGGCUCAGGUUAUUGUGCUCUCUUCAGGCACCAAAUGCCUAAAUGGAGAAUAUCUUAAUGAUCAAGGACUUGUGGUCAACGAUUGCCAUGCAGAAAUUGUGGCUAGGAGAGCUUUCAUUCACUUCCUUUACUCACAGCUGGAGCUGCACUUGAGACAACAAGAAGACAGCGAACGAUCAAUCUUUGUGCAGUUAAAAGAGGGAGGCUACAGGCUAAAAGAGAACAUUCUGUUCCAUUUAUACGUGAGCACAUCACCUUGUGGAGAUGCACGCCUCAAUUCCCCUUAUGAAAUCACAUCUGACUUGAACAGCGUUAAGCACAUAGUAAGAAAGUACCGUGGGCAUCUUCGAACAAAGAUUGAAUCUGGAGAAGGAACAAUUCCAGCUAGAUGUACCAGCGCAAUUCAGACAUGGGAUGGCGUGUUGCUUGGGGAACAGCUAAUCACAAUGUCUUGCACAGACAAAAUUGCCAGAUGGAAUGUCCUUGGGUUACAAGGCGCACUUCUUAGCUACUUCAUCGAGCCAGUAUAUUUGCAUAGCAUUAUUGUGGGAAGCCUCUCUCACAUUGGUCACCUUUCACGGGUAAUGAGCCAUAGAUUAGAAGAUGUUGGUCAACUGCCAGCUUCAUACCGGUGUAAUCAGCUUCUCCUGAGUGGAGUGAAUAAUGCUGAAAGGAGGCGGGCUGGGAAAUCUCCUGGUUUUAGCAUGAAUUGGAUAGCAGGCACAGCAGACUUAGAGCUUAUUAAUGCCACAACAGGGAAAAAAACCUGUGGGAAUUGUUCACGACUCUGCAAGCAUAUGUUUUACACUCAGUGGGCAAAGCUUUAUGGAAAGCUGAGCACACCGAUAUCAAGCCAUGGAGAAGUGCCAUCAGUGUACAGCGAGGCCAAGCUGGUGGCACAUGUCUAUCAGUCUGCCAAACAGCAGCUGUUCGGAGCUUUUCAGAAGGCAGGCCUGGGCACUUGGGUGAAAAAACCCCCAGAGCAAGAUCAGUUUCUACUCAUGGUGUGAAUCAUUUGGCAUGUUGGUAACAUGACCCCCUUGAAAGGACUGGAGGGAAGAGAACUACUCUACUGGAGCCGGAGAGAGACGUCAUGUGAGACCCCGUUCAACCCAAGUCAGAACCUUGUAUCUAAAUGUGUUAGAUAUGAGAUACAUUCUGGUUAAUGCACUGAACCUUUAGGAAACUGCUUUUACAUACCCAUCCCUUCUCAAGGAUGUACAAGCCCAGGUUACAAAAACGACCUUCACUGUUUGUUCCUUGUUUGUAGCACAUUGCUGUAAUUAUCUAAGCAGCACCUGUAUUUCAGGCAACAGCAGGUUGCAAGUUGCGUCUGGCUGAAAAACAAACAAAACCAUCAGCCCUCUAGUGUUCCUCUUCACCGUUAGUGCAAUAAUUAUAGGAGGAUGAGGGAUUUUUAUAGAUUGCAAACAUAUGCAGGAAUUAGCACACACUGAAACAUGGAAAGUUAGGUGUCUCUGUCUCUCUGUAGGGGUGUGAGAGAGAGGGAGGAGGUGGGAUUUCAGACUACAAGCCUAAACAGUGGCAGCCCAGAGCUUUACAAAAUCUGUUCAGUACAUCAGAAUAAGGGGAAUAGAAAAGCAAGAUAGAAAAGCAAGUUCAAUGCAGGGAGCAUAGUAUAUCAGAAAGAAGCAAGGAAAAGCUUGCAUGUCUUUAUCUUGCAUUUAGAAAAUAAUGGUUCCAAGAUUGAUUGAUGCCACAUCAUGGCUAUCCUGUUUUUGACAUACAAUGAAUCUAUCAUGCAGCUGGUUGCACUCAGCAAAUAUACAGCACAUGAUAACCAUCAGCUGCUAUUUGGAAGGUCUCCAGUUACGCAUAUUGAAUAACUAUCAGCUGCCAUUGAAGGUCUCCAGUUAAGCAUAUUGAAUAUAGCAACUGCUUGCCACUGUCAAAUGGGUCCAUCCUUCUCCUCUGGGUUCCAACACAUGGGAGGCAACUGUGAAAAUACUGUUAGUUUCUAUAAAUCAGAGGUCUUCAAACCUGGCAACUUUAAGACCUGUGGAGGAAAUUAUGAUUUGCGCUGGCUGGGGAAUUCUGAGAGUUGAAGUCCACAAGUCUUAAAGUUGCCAAGGUUGGAAACCCCUGCUAUAAAUUAAAAACAUUGUAGAAGGCACAAGAAGAAGAAAUUGCAGAAGAGUUGAGAGGGAUGGAUGGCUCCGGCUGGAAUAUGGCAAAAAACGGAGGACAGGCAAUGAUCUGAAAACUCAUACUGAAAGGAAUUGAGGAGGCAGCUUGAAUGGAAAAGGAUUGGUAAAAGACAGAGCAAGGUUGUAGAUGGCUGGGAGAGAUGAGAUGUCUACAAAGAGUUUGAUAGGGGUAUAAUUUUGGGACAUGGGCAUCACAUCCUGCACCAGAUGGCCAUUGGGCUGCAUGCUUCUCAGAAACCACAUUUUUUUGCACUCUAGUUAUAAGAGACACAGACGUGCCCAUUGCUGCAAGAGAUGACUCACACUUCAAGUUGGUUGAAAGCACAUCACAGAAGACCUCCCAGAUGCACAUACCAUAUUUAAGUCAAGUUGCAUUACAUUUCAUCUAUCUCCUUGCAACUCAUAUGCAGAAUGAAAAAAACAUUUAAUUAGGGCUCCAAAACUCAGUAUAGCUGUUAACAACACAUCCCUUUUGUCUUUAGCAUAAUCCUUACCAUUUGGAUCUUCUGAGAUCCUUAAUUACAAUCUGGUCUAGGACCAGCCAGCUCAAAAAUCUGAAAUUGCAGAAAUUGGAGAAGAACGUCAAUAUUGUACAAAUGCCAAUGGAAAGCAAUCUAGUAUGUUUAAAAUAUUCUAAUAUCAACAUAGUGUGCAUUGGAAUGUUUUUCUGAGGGAGGAAUUGGCAUAUAUUAAUACUGGAAGAGCCCCAAAUAGGAUGCUAAUUCUACUCUUACACUGUUUGCUCAUAUUCUCUUGCCUAUCAAGUAUAGUAUGAAACUUCUAUAAUUUAUGUGGACCAGAGAUGCAGGGUGAGUGUCCUGUGUCAUGAUUGCCCACAAAUCUGUUGUCCUAGAAAGAUUCUAUCUCCAAUUCUAUAUGAGGGAUAAUCUGCAGCCCAUCUAGACAUUACAGCUUCUUUAGAUGCACAAUUCUUAACCUUGAUAACAUUUUAAAAUGUGGAUGGGGGUUUCACUCUACUUCAUAGCUAUGAUCAAUUUUCUAAUGUCUAGUAGACCUAAAGGCAGCCUCAACCAGCACAACAUCCUAUGAACGAGGCUUCCUCAAUUUCCUACUUAGCACAGUUGGGCCAGCCAAAGGCCUAACAUUUUUUUCACCAUCCAACUUUCUCCUUGAGUGAUUGAGGUCCGAAUCUUGUCAUUAUUUUUAAAUAUGCUAAACAGUUCUCCGUUGCUGCCAUCGAUCAAAGUACAUGUUUAGAGCAGAGGUCUCCAACCUUUUGAGCACCAGGGACCGGUUCCAUGGAGAGAGGUUUUCUGCAGUCCGGAUGGGGUGUGGUUUCAUGUACUGCCUGCAUCCCAUGGAUGGGGCUUUGCUUGUUUGCGUGGACUAGUUUCUGGCAUGCCACAGCCCGGUGCUGGUCCACAGACUGGGGGUUGGGGAUCCCUGGUUAGAGCAUUGUUGCAAAAUGAAAAAAAAAUAAUUCACCUUCCCAAUUGGGUGUUCUACAGAUGUGAUGGACUGUAAACAUCAGUUUUAUUUAACACUGUGUAGUCCAGCAUCACCAAGUUGGACUGGUGAUAUCUUAAAUGAUUGGCAUGAUAUUCACCCGAUGUAGAUGUUAUUUAGGAUGCCCAAAACAUUAUAGAAAAUCUAAGCACCUCCAAAAUUUGUCUUUACCCAAAUUGUAGUUCUUUUUUUUGUUGUUGUUAUUGUUUCACAUGACAGGAUGUGCGGGUGUAGUGUUAUUGUUUCUAACUUUUAGUUUUCAUGAAUUGUGUAUAUAUGAACGUGCUGUUCCUGAUUUGUCUUGGUGUAUCUUCUUAGAGCUAUCCAACCAAGUUAUAUCUCAUACACAAGAGCAGAGUUCAUUCUCGCACUUGUUGCAUGAGACUUCUCCCCUAGAACUCCCUUGAUGCUAUCCGUUUUCUGCAAAUAAAGUUAGAUGCUCUGUAUAUAAGCUCUUGAGAGCCAUACCGAGUAAAUACAUUUGUUUAUUAAUGUCACAGGAUAGGACUAGCUGCUGUAUUUUAAUGAAUUUUAGAUGAUAAAUUACAAGAUGUAGCUAUAGUGUCUGUACAAAUACAAUUAUUGUGAUAAACUAGAAAUUUUAAUUAAAUUUACAAAAGGAACACUCCCCUUGCAGAAAUGUGUUUUAACAAAUAAUACAUUCCAUGUUAACUACCCAAAAAAAUCUAUUUAGAGUAGAGAUAGUAGAAAACACAAACAAGUUAGGAAUAAAAAAAGGCUUUGUGAUGAUAACAAGUGCUUAAUUUUGAAAUUGAGAUUUUCCACUUGACUUUGAGUGACUUCUUCAUGGCCAUCUCCAUGGUUGCUCAGCAUAUUUUUUACUUCUACCCAACUUGAAAAAGAAGAUUUACUUUCAAGUUUCCAAAAAGAAUAAACACUCUCAUCAAGCAAAAGGGAGCACUAGUUCCAGAAUUAUCUUUAGUUCCAAGAAAGACUUUGCAUUCUCUAAGAUUCUUGUACAUAGUCUCAGAAUAUUAAAAAUGUCAACACUCUGUGUGGACAUAUGCCCACCUUUAGAAAAAUAAACAAAAGUUGGGUAUGUUGAGGAACAUCCUGUGAAAAGGAAUGGAUGGAAGCACAAUUUGCUUUCGUAAGAGGAUAUUUAAUGACUGGCUAUCUUCCUAACAGCCAUAUUGUGAGAGCACCCACAAAGACACUUUCUCAAAUUUCCAAAAAUACUCAUAAGUCUCAAAGAACUGGAGAAAGGAGAGAAUAGUUUCAGGAAGAAUCCAUGAAAGUUAUGAUCCUCUAAAUUUUGCUGAAACUAAUGAAAUUUCGUAUUUGUUGUCCUCUAUUCAUCCAUGUUUGUUUGGAAGUAAACUCUACUGGCUUGAGUGCUCCUUACUCAAAUGGGAGAUAAGAUUGCAUUAAAUCUCAUGCAUUAAGUUUUCAAAAAUCCCACGUUUGAAUGCUUGACGCUAUUUUCCCUUCCAGAUUUAUUCUGAUUGAUUGACUGACUGAUUGAUUGUUUGUCUAUUGCCCCUACUCCUCAAUUUUCCCUGCUAUGAAAACAGACUUUUUGGUUAACUUACUAGCUUUCCAAAUUCAGGAUGUUUUUGAUCAAUCUCAUACACACUUAUGAAGUCGGGCCAUCACAUUAUCUUUUUAUUUUCCCCGUGAGACUCAAGCACAUAAAAAGAACCUCCUGUUGUAUGUGGGGUGGCCGCUUAGAAAAGAUUGCCCCCUCUGCCUGGGAGACUGUGAGUCUGUCACAAUAGCUCAGUGGAACCUACCUCACGGGUUGUUGUAAGAUUAAAAUGAGAACAGAUAUAUGAAUCCUAAAUGAAAAGGUAACCUUUGGAGGAAAGUUAGAUAAAAUAUAAUAAUAACAUCUCUGCAAUUUGGUUUUGUGUUUCAGUACGUGGGCCAAAGCUGCUAACAGAUCACAUUAAAGUGCCAUUUUACUAACAGGGUGGUUUUUCCAAAGUUAUCUUUAUAGUUGAAAAAUAUGUAACGCUUUCUUAGAAUUUCCAUAUCAGUACAGCAUUCCUCUUCCAUAUAUGAAACAAACUUGUGGAAUUUCACAGAAACCUACUCAUACUCGGCAUUUCCUGUGGCCCAUUGGAUACAGAGAUAUGCCUCUGCCCCUUCCAUUAUUGCAAGCCGGUUAUAACUCCAGAUCCCAUACAUACAAGAGAAGUUCCUGCUAACUUCCACUGGAAGUUUUGUGAACUGCUUGACAUGAGGCCUGAGGACCAAUAAGACUGUUCAUUUUGUACUCUGAAACCUCAGUUCAGUUCAAACUCCAUGCUUACUAUUUAAUUACCCAGAUUCCCAUAGAACUUUUGAACUGCUUUCUUAAACUCCUAAUCAUUGUUGUCAGAGUAAUGAUGAUGAUUCUUCGGGGAAUCUUUAAUACUACCUAAUACUUAGCAAAUAUGUUGUCUAUUAAAAGAGCUCUGGAUGACGAUAAUGAUGAUGAUGUUUUUACCUUACUUUUUGCUUAUACAAGCACUUUUGUUGUUUUAGGAGUGACCAGUUCACCCAAUCCACCAGUUAAAGACAAUAUAGACUCAACAAAGAAAACAAGAAUUAUGGCAGAGGUUUCUUACACUGUAAACUUGACCAUGGAGAGUAUUGGAUAAUUUCAUGGAAAACCAUGAAAAUGUUGGUUUUGUCCUUUCAGAAUUUGAGUUCAAAGUCCAAAGCUCAUGCAAUAGCCCAACAUUUUGUAAUGAAGCUUCUUCCCAAUUGUACAUCCACAUUUCCAACACAGGAGAGAAUGGCGCUGCACUAGGAAUUCAAAGAGAAGACAGUGUAUAUAGUGAGCAUGGAUGAAUGGCAAUAUGGUACGAAUGGAUGUACAUUUGUAAGAUUUGUACAAACAAAAAGAACAAUUUCCAAGUGUGAAUUUGCUGCUAAAUUCUGUAAAUUGCACUUCAGUGAUAUCUGAUAAGUGAAUGUUUCUGUUAUAAGUGAAUAAAAUGCCUAGAAAAAAAUGUUUGUUUGCUGAUUUUGCUUUUUUUAAAAAAAAAAAUCACAAUUGCAUAUAACUGUCUCUUUGAAACAGAAUAUUUCUGCAGAUUGGAUGGGUUUCUCUGAAUUUCAUCAAAGGGGGAAUCUUAGGAAUGAUAAUAGCUGUGAAAAGGCUCUUAUGAUGUCCUAGCUUUGGGAAGCCUAGGUGUUGCAGAGAAGUGGAGAAAUAAUGAUUCAUUGGUCUCAUCCAUACAGCCUCUUUUACCAACAUCUAGAUUUUCUCUUUGUUUAUUUGUUUAAUGGUCUUUAGGGUCCUCCAAUGGCUAAUGACGGAGUGCCAUCCAUUGCAAAAUACUGAAUUAUGUUAGAAUAUAAAUUAAACCAUAAGAAUGGCCUAUGCCUCAUUUCUUGAGGACAUAGCCUCACAAUGUCAUGGCAUCAGCUUAUCACUAAGAUAAGCUAGAAUUAAGGAGAAAUUUCCUGACAGUUAGAACAAUUAACCAGUGGAACAA
Messenger RNA from Crotalus tigris (Tiger rattlesnake), 8343 nucleotides. RefSeq names its product adenosine deaminase RNA specific B2 (inactive) (gene ADARB2). Gene Ontology annotation, cellular component: cytoplasm; nucleolus. The transcript is spliced from 10 exons. The record is from RefSeq and is a predicted model, not a curated record. NCBI's taxonomy places the organism in Eukaryota, Metazoa, Chordata, Lepidosauria, Squamata, Viperidae. Gene Ontology annotation, biological process: adenosine to inosine editing; RNA processing. Bases 200 to 2269 code for a protein of 689 amino acids. Gene Ontology annotation, molecular function: double-stranded RNA adenosine deaminase activity; tRNA-specific adenosine deaminase activity; double-stranded RNA binding.